UGCUGCUGUGCUAUUGCCCAGUGCGUGCAGAUUGUUCUCGGGUUUGAUGGCUUCGGGGAAAUUUAAUUUCUGCUUUUCAAGCUCAGUUCGGUGUUUCGGGACUUACUAAAGAAGCUUUCAAUUUAUUAUUUGACACGUCUGCUGCAGACCUCUGACUUCUUCCCAAUAACUUGAAGAGGUGCCAAAGAAGUGCGUGCGGACAACCAAGCAGUGCGCGUUUUCCCUCUGUCUCUCUGAGUCAAGUAUUUGGAUUUGGCAAAUCAAAGUAUUUCAACCAUUUUUAUAGCUGGUUGGUUUUACUUUCUUUCAUUUUGUGUUAUUAUAUUUUUCUUAUUAAUAAAAACACUCUUAGCCACUUGCAUGGGAUUACGACAUCUCAUCAAUGAAGUCCGGCAUCAGUUUUAAACAGACCGUUCUCUUUUAGAAGAACAAGCAGGUGACCGACGAAUUUAAGAUGACAAAUUUGAUUGUUUUUAUUCUGUCAUUAUCAACGUGUCUGUCUGUGGUGAGUGGAAGACAUCCAACAUGUAACUUCCUCCUGGAGCUUGAAACAGACCAGGAAGAAUGUCUUGUGAAGCUGAGGGACCAAGAAUCUUCAAAUUACUCCAAAGGAGUAGGAUGCAAAGCGAUCUGGGAUAACAUAGCAUGUUGGGACCGUGCAGAGGUUGGAGAGACUGUCACUAGAGAGUGCCCCAGGGUGCUCAAGAUGUUCUUUGGCAGAAAUGGAAACAUAAGCAAGAACUGUACAGCGGACGGAUGGUCUGAUGUUUUUCCCAACAUCACCAGUGUGUGUGGGGCAGAGGAAAAGCAUGAUAAGCUGCUCUUCUUUAUGGUGGUGAAGACGUUAUAUACGCUGGGCCACAGUUUGUCUUUGAUCGCCCUCACAACUGGGAGCGCCAUCCUCUGUCUAUUCAGAAAACUCCAUUGCACGCGGAACUACAUUCACCUCAACCUUUUCUUUUCCUUCAUCCUGAGAGCGGUGGCAGUUCUUGUGAAGGACGACAUCCUCUUCUCUCGCAAUCAGUGCUCUGAGCAGCCUUCACUGAUUGGAUGCAAGGCGAGCCUGGUGAUUUUUCAAUACUUUAUCAUGGCCAACUUCUUCUGGUUGCUGGUCGAGGGCCUUUACCUCCAUACGCUCCUGAUAGUCAUCUUCUCUGAAAAUAGACACUUCAUCGUUUAUCUUCUCAUCGGCUGGGGAAUCCCAACCGUGUUUGUUUCUGCAUGGGCUAUUACAAGGGUUUAUUUUGAGGAUACUGGAUGCUGGGAACAGAAUGAUAACCCAAUCCCCAAGUGGGUGAUCAAUGUACCCAUAGGCUUCUCCAUCAUGGUGAACUUCAUCCUGUUCAUCAGUAUUAUAAGGAUUCUGGUUCAGAAGCUGAGAUGUCCUGAUGUGGGUGGCAACGACCAGUCACAAUACAGGAGGUUGGCCAAAUCUACUCUCCUGCUGAUCCCUCUGUUUGGCAUCCAUUACGUUGUCUUUGUGUCUCUCAAUGAAUCCAUGGAAAAUUACAAAAUCUUCUUUGACCUCGCUAUCGGAUCCUUUCAGGGCCUGGUGGUUGCCAUCCUGUACUGUUUCUUAAACAGUGAGGUUCAAGGGGAACUCAAGAGAAAAUGGCGGAGUAUAUGCCUCAACUGCCAUAUGGCCAGAAACUACACCCAGCACAACACCUACGCCUCCAGAAACGGCUCAGAGAACAUGGCUCAGUUCCAACGUAAUUCUCGUGCUCAGUCCUUCCUGCAGACAGAGACCACUGUACUGUGAGGGCUGCGGGUAAAAAGGGAUCUGUCUCCAUUAAAACGCUAUGGAACUCUGGUUAUGGUUGUACCACGGUAUUGGCAGAACAAUUGCCACAAUGGCACUCUAGGAUCUUCUAAUGAGUUUGUCAAAAAAAACGUGUACCCCGAUACAGGGUUUGAAAAAAAAAAACGUUUUUGUGCCCGCAAUUUAUGGCAGAUGGCGUAACAGGCUAUUUUUGAACAGAAAUGAAUAAAUUGGGCUAUACUGCAGUAAUGUCAAUAUUUGUAAUAAUUGGUUAGUUUAAGUAAACAUUUCAUUACUGGAUGCCAGGGAGAAGUGCUCUGCAUGGCUCUUAUACAUCUUUAUCUCUCUCCUUCUCUCUCCCUCUUCCUGUAGUAAAACGGAUUUCACACUGUGGUUAACGACCAGAGACUAUAUGCUGCGCGUACGGUCCCACGGCCACUAGGGGGUUCCCAACCCAAAAACAAAAAAAAUGUAGGAACUCAGUCGGGGUCUCAACUUACUGUUGAGAGUUACAAAGUAGAAUACACAAGGUGCAAUUUAGAAAUAUGGUAGUGCAUUGCAGUUUGCCACUUGUCAUGUCAGUCACUGACAGUCACUCAAUUAGCCCAGCUAUGUCAGCUACAAUGUUUUAGAUUGCUGGGUAAGGUAGUCUAGCCAGCUAUCUAAACCCUGUAGUAAUCAUCACCAAAUUACAGAGCGGGCACGGAGUGUGCCGAGGGCCCCAAAAAUGUUCUCUUCACCUCAUAGUGAAAAUGUCGCAGUUUUUAAAUUAAUUUCUUGCAAUUCUACUCAUUUUGCCAUGGGGCGGAGAGAAUUCUUCAGUUUCAAAGGUAAUAUCUUUCAAUUCUACACAUUUUGCCAUAGGGUGGACAGAAAUGUUUUUAAUAGGAUAUCUGAGUGAGAGUGACUA
Coregonus clupeaformis (lake whitefish) is the source of this 2672-nucleotide messenger RNA. RefSeq names its product vasoactive intestinal polypeptide receptor 2-like. Bases 455 to 1762 code for a protein of 435 amino acids. Gene Ontology annotation, biological process: cell surface receptor signaling pathway; adenylate cyclase-modulating G protein-coupled receptor signaling pathway. The record is from RefSeq and is a predicted model, not a curated record. Gene Ontology annotation, cellular component: plasma membrane. Gene Ontology annotation, molecular function: vasoactive intestinal polypeptide receptor activity; G protein-coupled peptide receptor activity; peptide hormone binding. Lineage: Eukaryota; Metazoa; Chordata; Actinopteri; Salmoniformes; Salmonidae. The transcript has 13 exons.